Messenger RNA from Portunus trituberculatus (swimming crab), 369 nucleotides. RefSeq lists its product as uncharacterized. Lineage: Eukaryota; Metazoa; Arthropoda; Malacostraca; Decapoda; Portunidae. Bases 1 to 369 code for a protein of 122 amino acids. The record is from RefSeq and is a predicted model, not a curated record. The transcript has a single exon.
AUGAGCUCCGCGCUACCUCCACACGUGGUGGACUUGGCAGUACGUAUCUCCACCAAACUGACUUCCGAGCAGGUGGUGAAGUUGGAGAAUCUGCUGAUGGAGCACGAGGAUGUCUUCAGCCGACAUGCCCAAGACCUUGGCUGCACGUCGCUACUCCAGUACUCCAUCAAUACCGCAGACAGUUUGACGAUAAAACAGCCACAUUGCUGUGUCCUGCUGGCCAAGAGAAAAGAGAUGCAGCGCAUGGUAGAGGAGAUGGCUGCGCAGGGGAUAGUGGAGCGUUCUGACAGCCCAUGGUCGUCGCUGGUAGUCCUGGUAAACAAGAAGGACGGCACCAAGCGCUUCUGUAGAUUACAGGGCGCUGAAUAA